UUAAACAACAAAUCAAUUGGUGACAAAAUAACUAGUUUGUUAGAUUUAAAUGAGUUAAACCAACAGGAGGCUAUAGGAAUCGGAGUCUCUUUAGUAGACGACAAUGUCAACGCUACAUCUUUAGAGCAUAGUGAUAAUUCUAAUGUAAACACAGGAUUAUUACAAUUUUCAGAAAAUCAUGGAGAUGUUGAUAAAGAGUUGGCAGAUCAUUUAUCCAAGAUCUGUAGAACUUGUUUAGAAGUCAAGUCUGAUUUGAGGCCUUUAUAUGAAAAUUGUUUGUCAGAUAUGGUUAUGGCUGUUGCUGCUGUUUCGAUGGUAGAGGAUGAUGGAUUGCCCUCUCAAAUCUGUACACAGUGUCUUCUAAAUGUACAUAAAAGUUUUGCUUUCAAACAACAAUGUGAAAGAGCUGAUUCAACUAUUCGUCAUUACAUAAAGGGUUUUAUAGCGGGUGAAAAAUGUGAUCUACUGCUGCCUCCUGAUAGUGAUUAUGCUGAUUUCACGGAUAAGUUUACUAUUAUUAAACCUGAAUUAUCAGAGCCUGAUGAACAACAACGUGACUCAAAACCUCAUUUAACAUUAUUGAAUCAGGCGGAGAUUGUAGAAAUGACAUAUAUUGAUGAUACUACAGAACUUUCUGAAGACCACAAUAUUGUGAAUGAAACUGAAAUAUCAUCUGGCAUUAAUGAUUUUGAAAAUAAAUCAAAUAAUAACAUAUUGACAGAGGUUUCAAUUGAAAAUCAAAACAUAGAAAAUAGUAAAGAUGGUAGAUGUAGAAGGAAAAUAAAAAAAACCAUUGAUGAUGAAGAAUGGGAAAAAGAUGACUCAUAUCUCUGUGAUUUUUGUGAUAAAAGUUUUAGUGAUAGAGAAGAAUUAGACAAACAUUCAAAGUGCCACCAGAAGAAAAAGAAACCAUUUAUUUGUACAGUAUGUAAUAAAAAGUUUUGUGAUCAAAGAAAACUAACUAGACAUAAGCGGAUACACAUGGAAAAUAAAUUGUAUAAUUGUGGCCUUUGCAAAAAGGGUUUUAAUGAAUCGGGUGACCUUAAAAGGCAUAUGCGAAAACACACAACUGAAGAAUCUCAAAAUAAAAACUUUCCAUUUCCAUGUUCAGAAUGUCAUUUGGGUUUUACAUUGAAAGGUGAUUUAGAAAUACAUUCUUCGAUACAUUCAAAAGAUGGUAAACAUGUGUGUAAUCAUUGCAAAAAGGAAUGUACAACGAGUUUACAGUUGAAAAGACAUGUUCGUAUUCAUUUGGAAGAUAAGCCACAUAAAUGUACGUUAUGUGGAAAGGGAUUUCCAGAAAUGGGCUCUUUGACACGACAUGCCCGGCUACAUACUGGUGAACAGAGGGAGAAGAAAUUUCUUUGCGUUACUUGUGGAAAAGGCUAUUAUGACAGCCAUUCUUUGGGAAUUCAUAUAAGAACUCAUACUGGAGAGAAGCCUUGGGUAUGCAGCACAUGUGGAAAAGCAUUUAUUGAUUCGCGAUUAUUAAAUUCACACAUGAAAACACAUUCGAAUGAAAAACCAUAUUCUUGUCAAGUUUGUAGUAAGAGAUUUACUCAUCAGUCUACACUCACCACACACAUAAGAACCCAUACUGGAGAAAAGCCUUACAUUUGUAAUGUCUGUGGAAAGACAUUUAUUCAAAGUUCUAAUCUAUCCUUACAUAUGCGUACUCAUUCAGGAGAAAAACCUUACAAUUGUUCUGUAUGCAAUAAAAACUUUGCAUCAUCAUCAACCUUAACAAUGCAUAUGAGGAUUCAUACAGGAGAAAAGCCCUACUUUUGCGAAAUUUGUGGUAAAAGAUUUGCCAGACAUGAUUUAACAGCUCAUAUGCGUACUCAUACAGGUGAACGCCCAUUUGAAUGCAAUUUGUGUUCCAAAAGAUUUACAACGACUGGUCAAUUAAAUCAGCAUUCAAGAAUACACACAGGAGAAAAGCCAUUUGUUUGCCGAAUAUGUAAUAGAGGUUGUACAAGUAAUAGCUAUUUAAAACGUCACAUGAGGAUUCAUCAAAAUGCUCAAAUAGUGACAGCACAAGACCUAAUUCAACAAUCAGAAAGAAAUAUCAGCACAUCAAUAGCAACAACGCAAAUACUAAAUGUUGGUAGAGUUAUAACAGUUGGAACAUCUAACAUUCUAAACAUAUCUGGGACAGUCGAAGUUCCAAUAACUAUAGUAAAUAGUGAUGGGACCUUAUCUAGUGUGACUAGCCAUGAAUUAGAAACUACUACAAUUAUUACCGAAGAUUCAGAGGUAACAGAAAGUAAUGCAGAUUUAAACGAAACAACUAAAAUCUGCCAAACAAUAGAUCCAACAAUGUUGAGGUAUCAAACAAUAUCAGCAGAAAAUUUGAGAGGACUUGCCAUAAGUGAAAUUACACAUAGUUAAAAAUGUAGAACAUCUUUAUUAAUAGUAUUGAAUAAUUUUUAGUUUAACUAAACAAGUAUUACACUUUAAUUUAGUUUAUUUGAAGAAAAAAGCUUUGAAUU
Molecule: messenger RNA, 2492 nt
Organism: Ctenocephalides felis (cat flea)
Lineage: Eukaryota; Metazoa; Arthropoda; Insecta; Siphonaptera; Pulicidae
Product: zinc finger protein 883-like
Exons: 14
Coding region: 286-2391 (701 amino acids)
Biological process (GO): regulation of transcription by RNA polymerase II
Cellular component (GO): nucleus
Molecular function (GO): zinc ion binding; DNA-binding transcription factor activity; RNA polymerase II cis-regulatory region sequence-specific DNA binding
Source: RefSeq, a predicted model, not a curated record